GGAUCCACAUGUUACUUGAACAGUGUGCUGCAGGUGCUGUUCAUGACCAAAGACUUCAGAGAUGCUGUGACAAGGAACUCUGAAGAAAAUCCUCACACUGAGUUUCUUGAUCAUCAUCUGAAAGCCUUAUUUGAUGACUUACAUAACUAUAGAGCAUACACAUAUGAAAUAACACAGAAGCUGGGCAUCGACAAUGUGUAUGAACAGCGUGAUGCUGCAGAGUACUUUGAGAGGGUUUUAAGAAUGACCAGCACUGAUGCAUCAAAGAUCUUCCACGGUCAGUUAGCAAACAAGACCACCUGCUCUAAAGGACAUAUACAGACUGACGGAGAUGCACCGUUUUGGCAUCUUCCUCUUUCACUGGUGGAUUACUGCAGUAAAGACUACAGUGUGGUGAAGGGCAUUGAAGAGUUUUUUAAACCUUCAGAUUUCUGUGGAGAAAAUCAAAUGUACUGUGAGCAGUGUGAUGACAAAGUUGAUGCUACUAUGACAGAUGUAAUUAAGCAUCAUCCAGAUGUUUUGUGUCUAAUGCUGAAGAGGUUUGAGUUCAACUAUAAUUACAUGUCAUAUGUCAAAAUCACCUGUUCAGUGGAGGUUCCCUACACCCUGCAGAUACCAGAGAGUCAGACAUAUGAACUGUAUGCGUUUGUGGAUCAUUUUGGUGAUCUGAGAGGAGGACAUUACAGUGCAACAAUCAAGAUCCAGGAGGAACAUGGAGACAGAUGGUAUCAGUUUGAUGAUACCAGGGUCACAAAGCUUGAUUAUCAGCCAUUCCAGCUGGAUAUCACUGACACGUCCCAGACUGCAUAUCUUCUGUUUUACAGGAAAAAGAAAGAUAUUGGUAUUCCAGAGUCCACAGAUGUGUUCACCAGUGGACCACUUACCAUCAAUAAUGAAGAUCAGAAACAAGAUGGGAAAAAUGAGAAAAAGAGAAGGAGAGAAGGGGAGGAGACUAAUCAUGCUGAGAAGGAGGAUGAGAAGAAAACAAAAACAGAUUUUCAACAUGACACAAAAGGAAAGAUUCGUGCUGAUAAACCAACAGCAGAGAUGUGCUGUGACACAUUUCAGGAUAAAGAAAAAGUUGAUGAAGGAAAAGAAAACAGACUACAAGAUGAUCUGAAUCAUAAACAUGGAAAAGGACAGCAUGAUACAUUAAACAUGCAGGACAUCAGUGUUACACAUUCAAAUGAUAAUGAUAUUUGUGUAGAGACAGAAAUCAGAAAUAUGAAGGAGGGCAGGAGAGAAAGAAAAGGAAACAAUAAAGGUGAUCACAGUAAGUUUUGGCAAAACACAGCAGGGGAGGCAAGUUGUGCUGCUAGGACACAGAAAGAUGUGGAGGAAGAGAUGAAAGUGAAAGAAUACGAAGGAAAUACUAAACAAAUUCAGACCAGAGAAAAAUCCCAUCUAAGACCAGUGGGACCAGAAAUAAUAGAAGCACCCAGAGAAAACCAGGAUGCUGGUACAAAUGAAAAAACAAAAGCAGAGCGUUUUCAACCACAAGCCAGAUAUGAGAUUGGGGAAAGCAAAGAAGGAAGAUGUGGUUCACAGAGGUCAGUAAAAGUUCAAAUGACUCAUGAAGGACUUAGGCAGAACCAUGAUGGUGAAAGUUUUGGGACAAAGACGAAGAAAACAAGAAAAGAAAAUGUAGAGAAAACCUCACAAGGCAGGUCUAAGAGACAUGUCAAAAAUAAUGAAGGAAACACAAGCAAACCCAAAGGAUUAACACAAAGCAAGUCAGGGCAGAAGAAAAGAAGAACCAAAAGAGAAGAACGAAUUCUGCAUGACACAAAUGAUCCAAAAUACACCAAAAUUCCCAAACUGAAUGAUAUAGAAAUAGAAGCUGCUGAAUCAAGUGCAGACAGCGAGACAUGUGGGUGUUGUUCAUGGAUUGUCGCACUGAUAAAGAAAAAAAGAAAAAAAAACAAGACUGGUAUUUGUAGUGAGAUAGAGUUGAGAGAAACUGUAGAGAAAACCUCACAGUGCAGCUCUGCGAGACUUGUCAAAAAUAAAGAAGAAAAUAUUGAAAAUAAGUCUCAGACAAAAAAAUGCAAUCUACGCCGGAGGGUCAAAACAAAGUGAGUCAGAGCAGCAGAAAAGAAGACCCAAAAGAGAAGAACAAACUCACCAUGACACAAAUUAUUCAAUAUACACUGAAACUCUCAAACUGGAUGAUGAAGAAAUAGAAGCGUCUGAAUCAAGUCUAGAGAACAAGAUGUGGGUGUCGUUCAUGGUUUGUCGCAUUGAUAAAUAAAAAAAUCAAGAACAGUAUUUGUGAAAUAAUAUUUUAACGAUUAUUUAAUGACAAGUCUCCACUUGUGGUAAUUUAACAUAAAUUAUUUAUCUUUAAUUUAAUAUUUUAUAUUUUUUCACCAGAGAUCAGUGACAUACAGGCCAUACACAGAGCUCUUUAGUAACUGUAACUAUUUUUUUUAAAUCUCGAUUUAUUUGGAGAAUGCAGUAUGAGUGUUGCUUCCCAUUUUUAUCAGCAAGAAGAAAAAAGUAAGAAAAGUAAACAUACAAACAAACAUGAAACAUAGCAGUAUAUUUUUAUUAAGUUAAACAGGUGUUACAAUCACUUGCUUUGAAUAAGGAUAUGAGGAUACAUUAUUUUUGUUAUUUGUUGAUCUACCAUAUUUAAUUGUGAUUUCUAUGUUACUGAUUUAUUAAAAGUGUUGUCUCAUUGUUUAUUAUUUUCUAGUAUUGUUUGUAAUAUCAGUUAUUUCAUGUGACUGUGCAUAUUCUUUGGAUUUUAGUAUAACUGCUAUAAAUGGUAAUCUGAGACAGCAGCUUUGAGGCAAAAAUAAUAUUUCUACUUGCAGCAUUUUUUUUAUUGCCACUGAAGGGAACACAGGUAGAAAUUUUACAAUGAAAAUAGUGGUUUGUGAAGUCAAAGUUAUUGUUUGCAAAAAAACAUUUAGGUUUGGUUAAUGGAAAAUUUAAAUUAUCAUUAGUUUAUUAUUUUCCCAAAUUGGUUGUUGCUUAACCUUUCAACAAAUGUUCAAGUAGCUUAUGU
Messenger RNA from Neolamprologus brichardi, 3013 nucleotides. Lineage: Eukaryota; Metazoa; Chordata; Actinopteri; Cichliformes; Cichlidae. The record is from RefSeq and is a predicted model, not a curated record.